This is a messenger RNA of Symbiodinium natans, 1734 nucleotides long. Lineage: Eukaryota; Dinophyceae; Suessiales; Symbiodiniaceae. The record is from the annotation of a GenBank genome assembly.
AUGGAUGCACGUCCUUGGCUCGCACUGUUAACGGGUGUGAUGCUGGUCUCUGCGGAGCUUUGCUUGCCUGAUGGCAUUCCCAGGACUAGCCGGGAGUACAUUCAGGAUCCGCUGAACAGCCCGGAGGGCAGCGCCAUCCGAAUGGUCGUUUACGACUGGGCAGCUGCUGAGGUUGCCACGGAGCUGACUGCCAUCCUGCUGUCGGAGGUCUUGGGCUACCACGUCGAGGUCAGCUCAGAGAGGACCACGGGAUCCGUGGCGAGUGCACUGCAGCUCGCCGGCUGCGUCUCCUUCGACUGCUCGGAGAAGCAGCCUCGCAGCCACGUGGCCAUGGACACCUGGGUGGCCGGAAUGCCAGGGGAGCUGGCGGACUUCGAACGGACGCAUCCCGAGUUGGCCGCCAAGAGCAUGGGCUCCAUGGGGUACAGCGGCCAGGACACCCUCUAUGUGAAAGGGUCUGUCCGUGAUGAGGCCUACUAUACAUCGGGGCUUGCCUUGGAGUUCUACAAGAGCUACAACACGUCCCUGCACGAGCCCUCCAAGUUCUUUAGCAAAGUUUCCGACCUGGACAAAGCUGACUUUGUCCCCUGCAACUCGAGCGCGCACGAGUUCACCAACGAUGUGCAGAUGAGGUUCUAUGGCCAGUGGACGGGGGACUGGGAAGGCGUGCUCGAGACCGAAACAGGAUACAUCGCCAACUGCUCGGACGGCCAUUUCUGGGUGUCCCCCGCUUGCCGCCACAACGUCUCGGAGUGCAUCCCCAUCGUGGCGGCCGGGUUUGGGUGGAACGUCUACGUCUUCAUGCAGUGGUCCACUUUAUUUUCCAUGCCGACUGCUAUUGGCAUCCCCAAAGGGGAGGAGCAGCGGAGAUUUGCUGUGGAGAACUUCAGGACGCUUUUCCACUGGUGGUCCCCCGACGCAGCUUUCACGCACCUGGAUGCCUCGAUGCUGGUGUUUCCUCAACAUAACAGGCGCGAGUGGGAGGCCGGCUGGUACCGGACUGCAUAUCCUGAGAACCAGAUCAUCAAGCUCGUGGCCGGGCAGCUGACUGGGAUGGCACCUCGAGUCACGCGGUUCUUGGAGAACUUGGAGCUUUACCUCGAUGACGUGCAGGGCCUCCUCCUCGAGCUGGAAGCCGGGGCAACUGCGCGGGCUGCAUCGUGCAACUGGGUCCGCGCCCAGCGGAGCGUUUGGACAGGUUGGAUUCCCGUGGACACGCAGUGCCUGCCGGGUGAAGGAGGGCACCUCACAGACCGAUCCGCGGCGGUGGGUUGCUCGGCAUGCCACCCGGGCAACUUCUCCGAGGCUUUCCGCGAUGGCCAGGGGGCCACUUACGUUUGCCGGCCCUGCCCAGCGGGAAGCUUUGAGAACGCCUUCGGCAAGACCCACUGCGUGGACUGCGACGUGGGGACCUUCACGGAAGGGACCGGCCAAGCACACUGCACUCGCUGCGGUCUGGGCCGCUAUGCAAACUCGACGGGAAUGACCCACUGUCAUGCCUGUGGCAUCGACCACUGGACGACCAGCCAGCGUGUCCCGAGCGAGGGCUUGGAGAAGUGGCUUGAAGUGGAUGGGGCGACGUCGGAAUCCUAUUGCACAUGCGUCGAAGGUUGGUUUCUCAACAAGGGAACCUGCGAGCGGUGCCUGCGGGGCUCCAGCUGCAUAGGGAGCGAGAUUCGGCUGCUGCCGGGCUUCCACUCCACGCUGGAGGACCCUCGAAAGGGCUGUGCUUGA